Plectropomus leopardus (leopard coralgrouper) is the source of this 450-nucleotide messenger RNA. The record is from RefSeq and is a predicted model, not a curated record. NCBI's taxonomy places the organism in Eukaryota, Metazoa, Chordata, Actinopteri, Perciformes, Serranidae.
AUGUUUUCAGAGGCUGACAAGGUUGCUUACUUGCUGGGUCUGAACUCUGCUGACAUGCUGAAGGCUCUGUGCUAUCCCAGAGUAAAGGUCGGAAAUGAGUUUGUCACCAAGGGACAGACUGUGCCUCAGGUGAACAACUCAGUGACUGCCCUGGCCAAGUCCAUCUAUGAGAGGAUGUUUUUGUGGAUGGUCGUCCGUAUCAACCAGAUGCUGGACACCAAACAAGCAAGGCAGUUCUUCAUUGGUGUCUUGGACAUUGCUGGCUUUGAAAUCUUUGAUUUCAACACCUUGGAGCAGCUGUGCAUCAACUUCACCAAUGAGAAGCUGCAACAGUUCUUCAACCACCACAUGUUCGUCCUGGAGCAAGAGGAGUACAAGAAGGAGGGUAUUAUCUGGGAGUUCAUUGACUUUGGCAUGGACUUGGCUGCCUGCAUUGAGCUGAUUGAAAAG